This is a messenger RNA of Amphibalanus amphitrite, 420 nucleotides long. RefSeq lists its product as uncharacterized. The transcript is spliced from 2 exons. Lineage: Eukaryota; Metazoa; Arthropoda; Thecostraca; Balanomorpha; Balanidae. The coding region runs from base 1 to 402 and encodes 133 amino acids. The record is from RefSeq and is a predicted model, not a curated record.
AUGCUGGUGGAGGAAGGCGCUCACUCGGACCCGUCUCCGGUGACCCGCCAGCCGCCGGCGCUGGGGGCCGCCGCCGCCGACCCGCCGCGCGCCUCUCCCCUGCUGUUCCUGCGCCAGCCGGGUGUGGCGGCCGCGCGCGAGCUGCUACAGCGCUGCCGCGCCGGCCGGCCGCUCCACCGUCUGCGCGGCGCGCUCUUCUUCGUGCUGCUGUGCUGCUGUGUGGCGGCAGGUCUACUGCGGGGUCCGCCCACCUGGCAGCCGCCGCCGCCGCCGCUCGCUGCGCCCACAGAGGUGCUGCCCAUCACUGCCCGGCGCAGCGGAGCCCUGCUGCCGCCCAGGGUCCAGUUCAAGCCGCACAAACCCAGGGAGUCGAUGGUGAUGGGGUUCGGUGGGAAUCUGUGAGGGCGUGUGGGGAGGGGA